This is a messenger RNA of Planococcus citri (citrus mealybug), 1602 nucleotides long. RefSeq lists its product as uncharacterized. NCBI's taxonomy places the organism in Eukaryota, Metazoa, Arthropoda, Insecta, Hemiptera, Pseudococcidae. The record is from RefSeq and is a predicted model, not a curated record. The coding region runs from base 1 to 1602 and encodes 533 amino acids. The transcript is spliced from 3 exons.
AUGGUGCUCCCUACAGAACAAGAGCAACUGAUUUCAAGCCUCGUGGCAGCUCUUCGCACCUUACAGCCAACCACUACUUCACUCGAUCCGUUUUCCGAAGGAUCGGAGACUAUGGCAAACUUUUUUGUACGUUUGGAAAAUUUCUUCGCUCUACGCCAGAUUCCUGCGGAUCCUGAAGGUGCUACAACUUCAGUAAGAGUACAAAACUUAAUUAAUUACAUUGGCGCUAAAUACGUUUCGACUGUCUACAGUGUCUGUGCUCCGGUGAUACCUGAAAAGAAGAAGUACUCUGAUGUUAAACAGCUUCUUAUCAACCACUUCGAUAAGCCGGUCAACGAAGUGGUGGAGCAGCAUCGCUUCAUGCUGCGAGUACAAAGCGAUACGGAAUCUGUUAAUCAGUUCGUUACAGAACUGAAACGCCAAGCAGCUUUAUGCAAUUUUACGUGCGGUCAUUGCGAUACACGAAGAGAAUUACUACAAAAAGGCGGCAGUGAAUCUACCACUACUUUCACAUUCGAUAAAGCAGUCGAAUAUGCCGUUGCAGCUGAAUCGUCCAAACUUGGCAACGAUGUAAUUCAAAAUUCUCAUUUCAACGCCUCAACUUCGGGACCAAAACCUGUAAACAAGCUUCAAGUAAAUAAAAAUAAAUCCACCAGGCCAUUUUCACAGCUCCGGGGAUCUUGUUUUCGAUGCGGUGAUAAAGAUCACCCAGCAGACAGUCUGCUCAUUCUGCAACAAAGUCGCGGAGGUCACAGUGGACGCGGUGGCCGUUCGAAACGUCCAUAUUAUCGCCAAAAUAUUCCUAGUACUGGUGCAACGAAUCCUACGAAUCCGAACGAAGUAAAUUAUUUCGAUUUUCACGUUCUUAACCUACAAUGCAACUCGAAUUCGAAUAAUUCCGAUAAGAUACUUCUCAACUUCGAUAUUGGUAAUAAAAAUAAGCAGCUUGAACUCGAUACCGGCGCAGCUGUUACUACUUUACGUGUAUCUGUUAUCAGAGAGUUGAUUCCUGGUAUUAAAAUACUUCCAACUACUGAUAAGCUUAGAUCUUUCGAUGGCACUAUUAUUGAUCCGAUCGGUGUUGUGAAUCUUUUCGUCAAGUAUAAAUCGAAUGCUGAAAACCUAACAGCUUACAUUGUGCCAAAUUCUCAUCCUGAAGUUGUUGGGCGUACGUGGAUAAAAGCGUUUCGAAUAAUACCUCCUGAGUUGCUGGAAAUUAAUACUGUUUCAACCGAGGUGAAUUAUACUGACGAAAUUAAGAAGUUGAUUCGCGAAUAUUCAGAUUUAUUUUCCGGUGGAUAUGGCAAAAUUCCUAAUUUUCAAUGCUCACUACGUUUGAAAGAUAAUGCUGUACCUGUAUUUAUGAAGCCUAGAACUUUACCAUAUGCCAUAAAACCAUUAGUCGAAGCUGAAAUUGAGAAAUUACUUGCCCAAGGCAUACUUUCACCUGCUAAACACCCUACUUGGGGAACACCAAUUGUACCUGUUAUUAAUUCAAAAGGUGCUUUACGAAUUUGCGGUGACUACAAGGUGACAAUCAAUAAGUACCGUAAAAUCGAGCAACUUGGGACAGUUUUCACUUUGAAAUCUUAUAGAUUUUGA